AUGGCAUGGGUUUUUGUUUCUGAUCAAGAGUUUGAUGUAUUUAAAAUUAGCAAGGAUAUUUAUCAAGCAGUAACAGGGAAAAAAGAAGAUUUUGCUAAUCUUGAUCAGCUUCAUGUGGCCAUCAAAGAUAAACUUAUGAAUAAGAGGUUCCUACUUGUUCUAGAUGAUGUCUGGAACGAAGACCACAGUAAGUUGGAACGCCUACAAAGCCCUCUUCUUGCAGGGGCACCUGGAAGUAGAGUUCUUGUUACAAUGCGGAAUACAAGGGUUGCCUCAGUGAUGGACUCAAAAGAAAUUUACCCUCUCGAAAUUUUGUCAGAUGAAGAUGCACUGUCAUUAUUUGCUCAGCAUGCUGUAGGUGAAAAAAACUUUGACAAGAAUCCAACACUUAAGUUGCAUGGUGAAGGUAUUGUUAAAAAAUGUGGUAGACUGCCUUUGGCUUUGAAAACACUUGGGAGGGCCUUCAAGGGAAACACUACUAGAAAAUUGGUGCAAUAG
This is a messenger RNA of Lactuca virosa, 498 nucleotides long. NCBI's taxonomy places the organism in Eukaryota, Viridiplantae, Streptophyta, Magnoliopsida, Asterales, Asteraceae. The record is from the annotation of a GenBank genome assembly.